Molecule: messenger RNA, 1653 nt
Organism: Leishmania braziliensis MHOM/BR/75/M2904
Lineage: Eukaryota; Euglenozoa; Kinetoplastea; Trypanosomatida; Trypanosomatidae
Exons: 1
Coding region: 1-1653 (550 amino acids)
Source: RefSeq, a predicted model, not a curated record
AUGGCGACUGAGGCGCCUAUGUCUGUCGACGGCGAGGAGGCCGUGCCGCUGCCGGAGCGUUUCCAGCAGCUGCGUCACCGCCUCCAUGGCCACUGGGGCACCUCCGCCGAGGCAGACCUCUUGGAGGCGAUGCAGGAGUUGCACACGUGUCUCGUUGCUCGCAGUGCACAGACGCACCGACGAGUCGAGGAGCUCAGCCAGCGUGCCACCGCUGCCCAGGUGUCUCUCGCCAACACGCUCAACUCGCUGAAGCUUCUUUCUCAGCAGCAGUUCGUGCAGCACCGCAUCGCCACGGAGGAUCUCCAGCUGCGACAGCGCGCAGCUGCGGAGUCGGACAGCGAGGAGGCGGACGACGGGAGCAGCGACGGAACGGCAAGCGCCAACCAGGACCUCGCCCCUGGGCUACCCGCUUACGCGACGAGGGAGGCGGCGGUGCGUCGUCGCAUGCACACCUAUGUGAAGAAGUGCAUGGAGUCGCUUGCAGAGGAGGGCGUGCGGGUGCCGUUCUGCCCCUACGAUGUCGCGGAGUUGGCGGCGGAGAGCCCAUAUUCCCACCGUCGCCUGUGCGGGCUUAUAGGCACACCGGCAUUCCUGUACGAUGUGGACAUCGGGUGCCGGCGGGGAGAGGAUGGCCUGAACGGGGCGGCGGUGAAGCAGCACCAGUCGCCUCCGUCGCAGCCCGUCUGCCCCCCCGCCGCUGCUCCUCCUGCCGCUGUUAUUGGACUUCCGUCUGCUCCGGCUAAGCCCCUCUCUUUACCAAGCGCUGCAGCGACAACUUUCGUGACGUCGCCGCACGCGACAGCCGCAAGCGCAUCCGCCGCACCUACAGCGAAGGCGGUACCGGCGAAGGACGCGGCCGUGUCGAAGAAGGAGCGGCGGCGGGCGUUGUUCAGCUCCUCCUCGUCCUCUGCAUCGUCAUCGGCCUCACCGUCUGCUGCCCCGGCGCCGUCGCCUCCGCCACUAGGAAAGCGUAGAGCUGCCGUACCGGCGCGUCCGCUGAAGUCCGCUCCGGUCAAGAAGGGUGUGCGCAACUUAUUUGGCUCUUCUUCCUCCACCGUCAGCAGCAGCAGCAGCAGCAGCAGCAUUGUCAGUGGUCGCGCUGAGGCAGCGGAUCGCCCGGUGGACUCUCCGACGUCGUCAUACCUCUCGUCCGGUGAUGACUCGAGACCACCGCCGGCGGCGGUAUACAAGUCAAGCAACUCGUCGACACCGCCUCGUGCCGCUUCAACCUCGCUGCACUCUUCUCGAGUUUCAUCGGCGUCGUCUGAUGCACUGACGUCGCCACCCUCCAAGUUGACACCGACGUUUUCGGCUGCUGCCACCCCAGCGCUAUCAUCAGUGCCCCCGCCACCGUCCUCUUUAGCAGCAGCGCCGGAGGCUUUUGCGCCGCCACUGCCGCCUCCUCCCCCGCCUGCGGCCGCAACGGCAUCUGCAGCUCUGCCACUACCGCCGCCACCGGUGUUUCUGUUCGACACUGUGUCCGCCAUAGGUGCGCCGGCAUCACCGCCACCAGCUGCAGCGGCACCGCUCCCCACACUUCCGUUGGAUGCCCCGCCGUCUCGCACGGGUGCCGUUGCAGCGGCAGCUCCCUCGCUGCCCCGACGAGGCGGCAAAGUGCUGAGCACGUCGUCGGAUGACGACACUGAGGGGUGA